AUGUCCAUGUCGUCACUCCUCCAAGUCGCCGUCCUGGCGACGGGUUUCGCGUCGACCGCACUCGCUCAAUCCUGGAUGCUGCCAGUUCCUGGUUCGGCCGCGAAGUUCAGCGGAGGCGACGUCGUCCCUCUUCUAUGGUCUACUCCGUACGCCUACACGAGCAUCGAGCUAUGGCAGGGACCACAAGCCGACGGUGCUUACCAGUACACCAUGCUUGUAUCCGACCAGGAAGCUGACCAAGGAACAGUAAACGCAUCGAUCUCAGAAAACUCCUACAAAUGGACCGCCGGCACUCUGGCCUCCGCCAGCCUGGACAGACAAGCCUUCUUCUUCCGCCUCAGAAACGCCCAGGAGGAGGGCGGUGCCUACGUCGACAGCUCCGACAUUCUCGUCCUGCCUGCCGCGGCUGCGGCCUCGAUCACAGGGAUUAAGACUUCCACCGCAGCCCCGACCAGCACCGGCACCGGCGCCGCAACCACCUCCACCGGCGCGUCCACCAUGGUGACCAGCACAUCAUCUUCCGCCUCGUCAUCCGGAGCCUCGUCGUCCAGUGCGUCCGCCGCGACCGCAGCCGUUACCAACCCAGCAGGUGGCGCCGCCGCAGCUGGUGCCGGGGCCGACACCGCCAAGGACCCUUACAAGGGCAUCGACUACACGAGCAGCUUCAUCGGUGUCGGUGUCGGCCUCGGUGUUCCGGCGCUCCUGGCGGCGCUCGCCGCAGCGUUCCUCAUGAUCCGGAAAAGAAAGGCAAGUGUUGAGUUUGAAGAAAAAGAAAAGAAAGAAAAAAAAGAAACGCGGGAGAAGUUCAAAGUAGAACAAAAUGUUGGCUUCUUUUUCGACGAAAAGUCGAAAUAUGAACAUGAUGCAUCAACAAGAGCGUGCCAUACCCCAACGCCUCCUCCAGGCCAAAAAAAGAAACAGAAUGACUUCAACGAUUGCGCGCGCCAUCUUCUACCGUACAACCCAACUAACCAUUUCCUCUCUUCCACAGGCAGCCAAGAACCCAACGGAACCCGAGAUGCAGCAGCAGCAGCAGGCCCCAGCGGCGGCAACGGCGUAAAUAACAGCAACAACAACGCCGCCGUCCGCGAAUCCUCCAUCUCCCACGCCGCCUCGUACCAGACCGCGCAGGAGAAGCCCUCGGCCGAACUCCCGCGGCUGCCGUUCAUGCAGGAGGCGGCGCGCCGGCCUUCAGUCGACGUCUGGCUGCCGCAGCGGCCGGCCGCGGAUCAGCGCGGCGGGAGCUCAUUGCCGUUCCGGUAG
Molecule: messenger RNA, 1263 nt
Organism: Dissoconium aciculare CBS 342.82
Lineage: Eukaryota; Fungi; Ascomycota; Dothideomycetes; Mycosphaerellales; Dissoconiaceae
Exons: 3
Coding region: 1-1263 (420 amino acids)
Source: RefSeq, a predicted model, not a curated record